AUGCCGGUGCGCAAUAAUGACAAGAAAAAACCCAGAAAAACCCAAUCACCCGUCCAUCUAGCAGUCGCCGAACCCACCUCUGAAAUUUACCUCACCCACUCUCCUGCCGCCGUCGUCGCCUUCCUCCAACCCUUCCUUCCGCCGAGAAGCAGCAACAGCUUCAAUACCAAUCUAAUGACGACGAGAGCAGUUGGUCGUCGUCUGGUCAGUGAGCUCCAUCCGCUAGAUCUGAAAUCGUCUUGUCAAGGAUCUUGGUUUGGGGGUUGGGUGCAUUUUGAAUCUAGAAUGUUGUUGGAGUGGAGAUUUGGGAGGAAGAAGCAGUGUCGGCAGGGUGAGUGGCGCGAGGUGGAGAGAGUAGAAGGAGAGGGAGAAGAGCUCCGGCAAGAAUCCAGUGGUGAUGGAAGAAUCGAGACAGUUUGA
Linum trigynum is the source of this 420-nucleotide messenger RNA. Lineage: Eukaryota; Viridiplantae; Streptophyta; Magnoliopsida; Malpighiales; Linaceae. The record is from the annotation of a GenBank genome assembly.